This is a messenger RNA of Paramecium pentaurelia, 2996 nucleotides long. The record is from the annotation of a GenBank genome assembly. Lineage: Eukaryota; Ciliophora; Oligohymenophorea; Peniculida; Parameciidae.
AUGUUAUCAUCAUCUAAACUAUUUAAUAGUCAAUCUCAAUUAGAAUGUAAUAUCCAUUUAAAUUAUUUAAUUAGAGUGUUUGUUGGAUAUCUCAACCAAGAUUUUACAUGACUCAGUUAUUGAAUCCAAUAAGGACUAUAAAAACAUAGUAUUUAGUAGAAUUAAGGAAAUCACUCUUGAAGCAUUCUAAAAAUAGUUAACAGAUGAAAUUCAUCGUUUAUAAGCAGAAUUAAGAUAAGAAUAAGCUUUAAAUGAUUAAAUUAAACGAGAUUUUUUGGAAAGGGAAGAAACUAUAAUUUAAGAAUUUGAUUCUAAAUAAAGAGAAUUUUAAUUAUAAUAAAUCAGAGAAGUUUAAGAAUUAUAGGAUUUACUAGAAGCAUCAGAAAUAUAACUUCAAGUAAAUUUAAAUUUCAAAUUAGAAAUAUUAACAAUAAAAUGAUAAAUUUAAUAAGUAAAUAAAAGAAUUACAAUCUAAAGAACAGCAAUUAUUGAAGGAGAAUAUAAUUACAAAAGAAAAUUUUUAAUAAUGUGAUUAACUAUAAAAACUAUUAAAUUCUGAAUUGAAUGAUAUGAGAAUAAGAAAUGAAUCUCUUAAUUAAUUAAAUUAAUAAUUAGAUAGAUAAAAUAGUGAUUUUAAAAAUGAAUGUGAACUUACAUUAAAAGAACUUACUGAAAUAAAAAGAAAGUCAUAAUAGUAAAUGGAUCUCAAUAUUCAAUUAGAUUAAGAAAUAGAAUAAUACAAAAAUGAGAUUGAAUAGAUUAAAACAAAAAAUCAUUAAGAAUUAUCUAAAUAAAAAGAUUUACUUGAUUAGUUAAAAGAAAAAAGUAAUCAAAAAAUAAAUGAAUUGAAGAAUAAGUUAAAAGAAGCUUAAAAUAUUUAAUAAUAUUAAUAAGAAUAAAUGGAUGAAUUAUAGGGAUUAAUCAAAGAAUCUGAAAAUUAAUUACAUUAGUUAUAAAUUAAUCAUAAAUAAAAUCUUAAAUAAAUGGAAUAAUAAUAUACUAAAUAAUGUUAAGAUUUAGAAGAACAAUUUUUAGAUGAAAAAUUAAAUUUAGAGGAAAAUUUGACUACUUCUUUUGAAUAAGUUAUAAUAGAUAAAGAUAAAUAAAUCUAAGAUUUAAUUAAAGAACUUAAAUUAAAUAAAGAUAAACUAUAUCAAUAAAAUUUAGAAUUUGAGAAUAUGUAAAGGUAAUACUAAAAUCUAGAAAUGGAGAUCAAUCAUUUAAAUGAAUAAUUAAAUUAAUAAAAUUAUGAUUAAGAGGAAUUAGAAAAUAAAAAUAGUACUCUAGAAUUGGAUAUAACUAAAAAAGAUUAGAAAUUAAAAAUUCUACUUUCAGAAUUAGAUGAAAUUAAAGUAUUUUAAGAAUAAACCUUUAACACUUUAAGAGAAAACUAAGAUUAUAUUACUGAAAUUGAGAAGGAAAAUUAACAACAUUAAUAAUUUUUAUAACACAUUUAAAAUUUAUUAGAUAUUUAAAUUUAAGGAUCAUUUUCAUUUUAAAGAUUAGGAUAAGAAGUAGAAUAAAAAUUAAAAUAACAUAAAGAUGAUAUUAAACGAUUGAAUGAAUAAAUAAAAAAGAAAGAGGAAUUACAUAAUUUAGAAUUGUAAGAAAAAGAUUAAAAACUUAUGCUCUUAUAAGAUAAUUUUAAUGACGAAAACAAUAAAAUUUAGUCUUAAUUAUAAGAAUAAUAAGUUGAGAAUAGAAAAUAAAGAAAUGAAUUUAAAUAGAAAAUGGAUGAAUAAAAUAAAAUAAUAAUAGAAUUAUAAAAAGAUCAAAUUGAGAGUAAUAAUUAAAUAGAAUUCUUAUAAAUUUAGAAUCAAUAAAUUAUUUAAGAUUUAGAAUUAAAUAAUGAUAAAUUGCUAUGUGCUUAAUAAGAAAUCUAAGAUAUGAUCAAAAAAGAAAAAAAUUAAAAUGAUGAUAUUAGUAAAAAAAUUAGCCUUUUGAACAAUUAAAAAACUUAAUUACAAAUAAAACUUGACGAACAUAGAUUUAAAUAAAAUAAUUUAAAAUAAAGAAUUUUUAAAGCUUUUAGUAGAUAUAAAGAAUUUACAUCUAUAUAGUUAAUAGAAUUAAGAAAUUUUUUUAUCACUAAAUAAAAGUAAUUAGAAAAUGAUUGUAAAUUAAUGUUGCAUAAUUUAUAUAAAAAAUAAUUGCUAAUAACAGAAAAUAGGAUAUAAAUGAUAGAAAAUGAUAAAUACUAUGAAUUUGAAUAAAUGAAUUUAGAAAUGGAGAAAAAAUUAGAUAAUUUUAAGAAGUAAUUUAAACAAACAGAAUUAUUAAUUUAUGAAGAAGGUUAAAUCAAAUUAAAAUAAAAAUAAUAAUAAAUAGAAUAAUUAAUAAUAUCUAAAGCUAAUGAUAAUGAAUUUAAAAAUUAAAUUAUUUUACUAAAUAAAGAAAAUGAAGAACUUUAAAAGUAAUUAUAAUUACAAGAAUAAAUAUUUAUUUAAUAACAGUAAAAUUAUGAAUUAGAAUUAAUGAAUUUAAAUAAACUCAUUAAAGAAUAAUAAGAAGAAUUGUAUGUUAUUAUUAAUAAAUUAGAAUAUCAUAGUAAUAAUUCUCUGAAUAUACAAUGAGUAAAGAAAGGCAAUAUUUCGAACAAAGAUAUUAAGAAUUUAAAUUAAGAUAAGAAAAAAAAGUAGAUUAAAUUUAAUAAGAUUAUUAAUUAUAAAUCACACAACUAGAAAAUAUAAUUCAAUAACCUAUAAAAUUGAAAUCUUAAUCUCCUAAUAAAAAUAUUCAAAAAUCUACUAUUUAUAAUUAGUAAUCAAAAUAAUUAAGUAAAAAUUAAUAUUAUUUCAGACAAUAAAUCCUAAAUUUUUGGAAGUCCAAACAUUAAUGCAGGUAUAAAAACACCAAAUAAAACACUAAUUCAAAUUGAUAAUACAGAUAAAACAAUAGAAGAAUUGAGAUCAGAGAUUUAGCAACAGAAAUAAAAACUGAGUCGAAUGAAGUUGACAUUUACUGAAAGUCAAAAAAAGUCUUAUAAAAGAAAUUGA